UCUGUCCCUCUGGGUGGGGCUGCGGAGGCGGGGCUGCUGGCCUCCUUAUCUCCAGAGCCAGCCUUGGCUCCCGGGCGCUCUGGCCCCUCAGUCUGGGCCCUUUGCCAUGGGGUCUCUGCUCCCCCUCUUGCUGCUGCUUUUGCUGGCGGCCGCCUACCCGGGAGGCGGAAGGGCGCACCGGACCUGGAGAGCGCGGGUGCAGGGCCCGGGAGGAAGCUCCCCGGCGCCCUCAGAGACUCCAGCUGCGUUCUGGGUGCGCCUAAGGCCGGAGUUCAAGGAGGUGCAGCCGGGGGGCUCCGUGUGGCUCAACUGCAGCACUAGUUGCCCCCUGCCGGAGUACUCCAGCCUCAGCACUCAGCUGCCGCGGGGCCAAACGCACAGUGGGCCCGGCUGGGUAGCCUACCAGCUGUUGGACGUGAGAGCCUGGAGCUCCGAGGUGCGCUGCUUCGUCACCUGCGCAGGAGAAACACGGUGGGCCACGGCCAAGAUCACCGCCUACAAGCGGCCGCGAAGCGUGAUCCUGGAGCCUCCGCUCUUGGUGGGCAAUGAGUACACUCUGCGCUGCCACGUGACGCACGUGUUCCCCGUGGGCUUCCUGGUGGUGACUCUGAGGCGCGGCGGCCGGGUCAUCUACUCGGAGAACCUGAGGCGCUACAACGGCUCUGAUCUGGCCAACGUGACGCUGACUUACACGGCGCCCGCCAGGCUCCGCGACUUCUGGAAACCGGUGACCUGCCACGCACGCCUCAGUCUUGAUGGCCUGGUGGUCCGCAGCAGCUCGGCACCCAUAACGCUGAGUGGCCUCGCUUGGCGUCCCGCGUCCAAAGCCUUGGCCUCCAGCUCCAUCGCGGCUCUUGUGGGGAUCCUUCUCGUCGUGGGGGCCGUCUACCUGCGACAAUGGCCAUUGGUGCACAACCAGAGUAAAGAGAGCAGGGUCUCUGCCGGCUGAGCCGGAGGAAAAAGGCAUCUGGGACAAUUUGGGGAACGCUGGUUCAAUAAAGUCCUCCUCCGUCACCCUCUGUCUCGCGGCCUAAAGGUCCCCCAAUAGGGUACCACCUCCGAGGAAGUGGCGUUCUGGUUUGCCCUUGCCUCCGUCACUUUCUCCAAGUUCCUUGUCUCUCUGAGGGCCCCUGAGGUUUCCUCAUUCCCGUCCAGCUGGGGACCCGGGCGCACCAGCCCCUCCACUCCCAGACGAGUUUGGUAAUAUACCUCCCUUGCGGGCAUUAUAAGUGCGGUGCAAAUGGGCAUAGCUUGGGCACUGGAGGGCUUGGGCUGUGGGAGGGUUGGCU
Molecule: messenger RNA, 1289 nt
Organism: Lontra canadensis (Northern American river otter)
Lineage: Eukaryota; Metazoa; Chordata; Mammalia; Carnivora; Mustelidae
Gene: ICAM4
Product: intercellular adhesion molecule 4 (Landsteiner-Wiener blood group)
Exons: 3
Coding region: 107-949 (280 amino acids)
Biological process (GO): cell-cell adhesion
Cellular component (GO): membrane
Molecular function (GO): integrin binding
Source: RefSeq, a predicted model, not a curated record